Molecule: messenger RNA, 1062 nt
Organism: Lodderomyces parapsilosis
Lineage: Eukaryota; Fungi; Ascomycota; Pichiomycetes; Serinales; Debaryomycetaceae
Product: flavin adenine dinucleotide transporter
Exons: 1
Coding region: 1-1062 (353 amino acids)
Biological process (GO): folate import into mitochondrion; nucleotide transport
Cellular component (GO): mitochondrion
Molecular function (GO): folic acid transmembrane transporter activity; FAD transmembrane transporter activity
Source: RefSeq, a predicted model, not a curated record
AUGAAUAAACAGGAUGCUACAACAAACCAUCACGCUAAGCAAACUUCUACCGCUCCUCGAUUCUCAUCAAGACAAGUUGAAUCGAUAGCAGGACUAUGUGCUGGGUUUGCAACGACAAUUAUAACUCAUCCCCUCGAUAUCAUCAAGAUACGACUUCAAUUAUCCAAUACUGCUGCACACCACAAUGGUACUACUAGCAGCAAGCCAUUCCAAUCAGUAUUAUACAUCAUCCGGCAAAUCAACCACGAUGCGAGAUAUCAAGCACAGAAACAACAACAACGUAACCCAAGAGGAGCUUCUUUUUUACGCAAAUCCGUCGGUGUCAACUAUUUAAUUCAAUAUUAUCGCGGAAUCACCCCGAAUUUGAUUGGAAAUAUAUCAGCAUGGGGUUGUUAUUUCGCCCUUUAUGCUGAAUUCAAGAAUCACAUCCAUACCCUGAACUUGACAAUAAAUUAUUUUGCUAGUUCUUCAAUGGCAGGGAUCUUGACUUCAAUAUUGACCAACCCGAUUUGGGUGCUCAAGACGAGAAUAAUUGCCAAAUCCACAAAUGAAGCUGGUGCAUACAAGUCAAUUUCCGAUGGAAUACGAACCAUGGUUCGUAAUGAAGGUGUAACUAGUUUUUGGAAAGGGUCUAUACCGAGUAUGUUUCAAGUUUUCCAAGCAAGUUUGCAAAUUACAAUUUAUGACCAUUUGAAAAAUUAUAUCUUUAAGAAUAGAUUGGUGUCAAGUGGUCAAAAACUGGAUUUUGGCGCACUUGAAGGGGGUGAUGGCAAUGGUGUCGUGGCUUCUCAUUUAUCAACAACACAAUACUUGUAUACAUCAGCACUAUCAAAGAUUAUAAGCACAUUGGUGAUGUAUCCAACCCAAGUUAUCAAAUCACGAUUACAAAAUAGUCAUCAAUCAAGUACAACUAUAUUGCAAGUCACUCGUAACUUGUACUUCAAUGAAGGUGGACUACGUGCAUUUUAUAAAGGUUUAAGUGCAAAUAUUGUUAGGGUUGUUCCUGCUACAUGUAUCACUUUUGUAGUAUAUGAACAUGUGAAACGAAUUUUAACAGAAUAA